Nilaparvata lugens (brown planthopper) is the source of this 1831-nucleotide messenger RNA. RefSeq lists its product as uncharacterized. Bases 41 to 1414 code for a protein of 457 amino acids. The transcript is spliced from 3 exons. NCBI's taxonomy places the organism in Eukaryota, Metazoa, Arthropoda, Insecta, Hemiptera, Delphacidae. The record is from RefSeq and is a predicted model, not a curated record.
CGAAGGGCAAGUAGUCGAGAUUGGAAUAAAUCUGUUUCAGAUGUUUUCAAUUAGUAACUCAACCUCGAUCAAUCUGUACAUCUUCAAUCCGUUUCCAAUCAAUGACAACGAUACUCGACGAGGUGUUGUAUACACUUAUAAAAUUCACAACGAGGAAUCGGCUAAGAGAGAAUCCAAAAGACUUCUCCAUCACUACGAACAGUUCAUGAAGAACUUCCACGGUUUAAAUGUGGUUAUCAGGGCUUACCAUGACGUCCUUUCAGUACAUAAUCGCUGGAAAGGCAUCGAGCAAUUCUUUUUGGAAGCUUUGAAAGAUACUUUGAAUUGUACGGUUGCGUUUGAAUACAGAGAUGUACCUUUCGACGCUUUCUAUCAGGGCACUGGAAAGGUGAAGAAAAAAAUGAUUGAUAUAUUGUUGAACAGAUACUAUAUGACAGGAAACUAUGGUGAGGUGGCCAUUGUAAGUCCGUUGAACUUCGAUGAGUUGUGCUUUAUCACAGGCGAAGAGCCCAGAGUGUUCCAGGGUGAUAAUCUCAAAAAAGUCUUCAGACCUUCUGUAUGGUUGAUGAUAUUUAUGACUACUGUUACUGCUAUUAUUCUUACAAGAGUGAUGACACUUCUGACUGGAGGACCUCUAAGAACAAUGCACAUAAUACAAUCGCUACUGUCAACAGGCAACGUGAACGUAAUAAUGCUGCAUCAGCGUAUUUUCUGGCUGAGCUGGAUGCUUUUCUCGUUCAUAAUAGCCUGCUCAUUUUCCAGUUUCAUCGUGACCAUGAUGACUGUGCCUGUAUACGGAAAAAAACUUAUGACAUUUGAUGAUAUAUUGAACUCUGGUAGAAUCAUCUAUCUCUACAAAUCGUACUCGGAUUCAGUUUGGACAAACACUUCUGGAAUCUUGCAAAAGAUUGUCGAGAAAUCCAUUCCAAACAGUGAUGAUUUCGUCAAACAGUACUGGAACUCUUUGAAAUUUAGGGAUAGUGUUAUAGCAACUGCCGCUUAUACCAGGAAGUUUUAUCAGUUUACACUACACAAAGAAGGCCUCAUGUUCUAUACGGUUCCGGAAUGCAUGGGAAGUUUUUUCACGGGAUAUAUCAUGCGCAAGAAAUCGAUACUUUUCUUCCCCAUUCGCAAUUUGAUAAUCAGUUUCAAAGAGUUUGGUUUCUAUAAGAAAUGGUACCAUAUGGCUGAACAUAUUGCCAGGUUGGAUCCUAUUCAACCUGAAGAAGAUAAAUUUCGGAAUGAACCACUCAAAAUUGAUGAUUUCAGGGUGAUUUUUUAUAUUUUGAUUGGUGGUUUAGUGAUCAGUUUCUUCAUUUUUCUUUUUGAACUACAGAGUUUAUGUGUGAAGAGGAGGAUGAGAUUGAGGAGAUUGAGGAAACUUUUAAGAAAUAGAGUAGGAGAGCUUUCUUGAAGGAGAUGUGGAAUAGUUUGAAAAUAUAAUACCACUAUCAUCUUUGCACUACUUCUACAUUCAUGAAAGUUGAUACGGUAAUAUGCAUGUGUGUCUUUUGAUACUAGUAUUGAUAACCAAACUGUAGGAACCUAUAUUAAACUUAUAUUGAAAUACAUAUUAGAAUAACUUUAUACCUUUCUUCUUCAUACACCACAGGUACUCGCGGUACACCAUUGUACUGAAAUAUUUGUAUGGCUAUGUAUAGCAGACUAUCAUGAAAUUCAAUAAUGCUAGGAACCUUUUGAAUUAAGAGAUUUUAAAUUCGAUAAUUGAUUUGAUAGAUACAACAUGAUUAAAAUACAAUAUAAUGUGGGCUAUUUCUAUUAUUAUUUUAGAUUGGAUUUCAACUGGGAAAAUUACAUCUAUAUUUCAUUU